CGCAUCUCAACCACAUCCGUCCCGUCUCACUCACUCAAACACAAUGCUCUCCCAAUCUCUGCCCCCAUCACACUCCACUUGCACAGCGCACGCCCCAGUGCCCAAGUGCCAUGCACCAUCAUCUGCCGCUCCAUACACCCCCAUCUCAUCACGACAGACCACUGGCCAGGACGAGUCUCCUGUGAACGCUAGUGCUCCCCAGUGCUGCCACUGCGGUUGGAGAGGCUCGCAUUCUCCAACCUGCCCCUUCCGUUAACCAUCUAUGCCUCUGUAUCUCUCUCUGUCUCAUCUGCUUUUCAUCCCUUCUUGCUUUGAAUGCAUGCACUCGUCGCCGUCAUCAUCAUCUCAUCCCAUCCACCGUUGUAAUACCCCACGUUUGAUAUCGCACCGCACGCGCAGAAGACGUCUAGUUCUGUCGAGGAGUCGCUGGGUUUAAUGGAGGAGGGAGGAGGAGGGAGGAGGAGGAGGUUUGUGUUGCACGAUAUUGAUACUGUAUUACUAGUAUUCUCGCCAUCCAUGGCAGCAUCAUGAUCUCACGUUUCUGACAUAU
Molecule: messenger RNA, 550 nt
Organism: Stereum hirsutum FP-91666 SS1
Lineage: Eukaryota; Fungi; Basidiomycota; Agaricomycetes; Russulales; Stereaceae
Exons: 3
Coding region: 44-256 (70 amino acids)
Source: RefSeq, a predicted model, not a curated record